AUGUCAGAUGAUAGUCCAUCCAAGCCUUCCUCAAAUACGACUACUACUACAACACAAGAAACUCGAGUGCAAGGACGCACAGUGAACUCAACAGCAGGCUUGCGAAACUUGGCACCCAGGCAACAAUGCGGGUCGAAUGAAAUGAUGAGAAUGGUUGGAUCUAUACCACAAGGUGCAUCAGCUCCUCGCCAAUUACAAACGCAACAGCAAUCUCAGAUGAGGAGUGCUCAGGGAACGCCCCAAAUGGUUCAAUUGCACCAGGUUCAGCAAGUCCCAGUGACAGGACGUGUUAUCGCGAUGAAUUCAAUGCAGGCGCCGCAACAAUUGAUUCCCGUUCCGAUGCGCAUGGUUUCCAAUGGAGGAUCGAUGGGUGACGGCCAGCAAGCCCCAAAUUCUAUCCAACUUAUGCCACAGUUUCUUCCAGCAAAUGCUCGAAUUGGGCAAAAUAUCAGAUUUAUGCCGCAUCCUUCUGAUGCCUCAAAUGCUCAGGGUAUGGUUUCUCAACAAGCGGCAAUGAAUGCCAUGCGCACGGGCAACACUGCUUUGAUGGUUGUACAAGGACCAAAUGGACCGAUGGUUCUGAAUACUUCGACAAUGCACCCAGGGUAUAUCCCGCAGAACCUUGUACAAGUGCAGAUCGCUCAAGGGAUUCAGGGCAUGCAGACCAUGCAGCAGAAAUCAAUGGCGAGCCGCUGUAAAAAACGGCGUCCUGAAAGUGGUUCUGGAGAGAUGAGUGUAGGAGAAUACCUUGCAUUGGGAAUGGACGAGAAAGGUCGUGCUGAUAGCACUUCAUGCGGUACUGACAGCCCCGACACUGCAGGAGAUAUACCUCCGGCACUUGAUAGAGGUGAUUCUAUCGAUGACUCAUCACCGCAGCCACCCAUUGAUUCUACGAAAUCGGUGGAAGCAAUUUUUAUUCGUGAAGCGUUAGCGUUCCGCGCCAGAGGUGGAGGAUGCGGAAAACCACUCGUACAUUACAUGGAUGGUUUUACUAUUGAGGAAUCUGACGUCCCAUUUCCGCUGACUCAGUACGACAAGCUUACUGAGCUAGUGUCGUCCGAUGUACUCGACGACAUCAUGCCAAUGAUUGCAGAUAUCGACGUAAAGACUAAAGCGGAGACAAAAUCUCCACGUGGGAAGAAUAGCCCACCAACAAAACAAGUGGUGUCAGUAGCAGAGCCAGAAAAAGAACAUAAAAGAAAAAUACCAUCUCGCACUCGAAGGUCAGCGACGGCACCAAGUGAAGCAGAAACGGGCAAAUCGAAAAAGGAGGAAAUUCAGGAAGAGGAGCUGCAAGAAGACCAUAUUGAAGAGCGUAAACAAACUAAGAAUCGUCGCCCCGGCUCCGCCAACCAUCCUCCACGACGGCGAACAAAUGAGUUGGAAUUGCUCUUGAAUAUGGACUUUGGACCAAAAGAUGCUGGUCGACGAAUACUGGAUUCGGAGAAAAGAAAGAGCGUUCUUGAAAAGGAAAAGCGUACGUCGUCUGAAACAGGUGAAGAACACGCGGAAACUGCAGAAAAGCCUCGCUCGAGGCAGAAACGAAGAAGUACCCAAUCAACAACGUCAGAAAGCCCAGCAAAAUCGGAGCGUCCGCGUUCAUCGGCUGAUUCUGUGGAGCCAAAGGAACGCUCUGCGUCGACACCUCAAUACUGCUCAACGAAAUGUCGUCGAGCAUAUCAAUCAAUGAGAGCCAGUGAGAAGAAUAGCAGAAAGUUUUCAGAAAGUAUAAAACGAGUAUCAGGCGGUUCUGAAGGCACCAUAUCAUCAUCUUCGAGUGUUUAUGAUAUGCGAAUGAAAGCGGAAGAGGAGCACACACCUUCAGUAGCAAAAUCGAAAAAAUUCGAGGAACCAUCGCCAUCGAAAAAGGUUGUGAAAGAGCUUCCAACACCCGUGCCGCGUUCAACAAUGAAUUCUCCUACUAUUCUUGUCGAACAGCCACCAGUUGUAGAGCCAGUAUGCGUGACGACUCCAGUAGCGACAUCAUGUGGACCUCUUAGUGUUCCGGGUGUUGACUAUGAUGUGGAUCCGAAGCUUUGGACGCCGGAUGUAGCGGCCCGCUGGGCGCAAGCAGUGACAGGUUCUGAGACGUGUGCAGCAACGUUUUUGCGAGAAGAUGUCGACGGAGACGCAAUGCUAAUGAUGGGUUUCGACGAUCUACGCAGUCACCUCUCAUUCACAUUUGGACCAGCAAAAAAGCUCCAUCUUGCCAUCGAGCAACUGAAGGUUUUCCGUGAUCAAAGGUACGGAACGCCGUAG
Molecule: messenger RNA, 2259 nt
Organism: Ostertagia ostertagi
Lineage: Eukaryota; Metazoa; Nematoda; Chromadorea; Rhabditida; Trichostrongylidae
Source: the annotation of a GenBank genome assembly